Messenger RNA from Octopus bimaculoides (California two-spot octopus), 474 nucleotides. RefSeq lists its product as uncharacterized. The record is from RefSeq and is a predicted model, not a curated record. NCBI's taxonomy places the organism in Eukaryota, Metazoa, Mollusca, Cephalopoda, Octopoda, Octopodidae.
AUGACAUCUGGUGUGCUGCAAGGAUCUAUUCUUGGACCCCUGUUGUUUGAUGCAUGUAUUAAUGAUAUAUAUGCCAAUUUGAAGAAUGUUACAGAGUUGAAAUAUAUAAAUUACAUUAAAUUUUACCUUGAGAUAACAGAAAUAGAUCUUAUACACUAUAGAUCUUUCCUGCAAUUAAAUCUAGCAUUGGAUUUCCAACUGGCAACUCAAUUUGGUUAUGGACAAGUGCAUCACCAUGUAAUUUGGGAGAAAAACCCAGCUUUUACAUGCUCCCCCAACAGCACCAAUCCUAACAAGUAUGUUAGUGAACGUGAUAUGGGUGCUAUUAUCAACAACAAUUUGUAUUGGACAAAUUACAUGUCUAAGAUUGUCAAGAAGGCUGAGAGUGUCUCAGUAUCACUCAGUAAGACCUAUGUCAGCCAAUCUACAGCUGUUUAUUUAAAGCUGCACAUGUCUAUGGUAGUCAACACUUAG